UCAACAGCCAGGAUCACCAUAUCCACCACCACUACCAAACACAUAUCCCCCCUCACUAGUCUAGUUCCCGCUCCGUUUUCCUACCCCCGAACCCCCCCUCCACCAACAAUCCCUUCACAGUCGCCCUCCUCCUCCUACUGUGCGGUGUGAUAAGUGCAAGGAUAUCCGGGACUAACUAACUCAGUUACUGUGACAUUCAUCGUUCUCCGGCGAUUACCAUCUGCAGCAUCUUGCAUCAAACAUGAAUCUCUUCAGCGUAUUCUUCGCCUUCGUCCUGACCGUGGCUACCGUCGCCGCGCAGCGCUUCGGAUUCCCACAGACGACCCAGUUCGGGUUGGCCUCGCUGACCGGUGACUUUGGUGGUCCGACCGCCUUCGGUGGACAGGAUUUGUCAGGUAGUUUGAACGCUGGUAUCAGAGAUCCAAGACAGAACCGAGGACCAGUUGUGUUCCCGCCUGCCCCGGCCGAUGCCCCGGUUGAGUCGAGCGGAGUGAUCGUCGGUGCUUCCGGAUACGGUUUCGUGCCCCCGAACACGCCCCAGAAUUUCUACUAAUUCUGCACGACCUCCAAUGGCCACCACCACCAACCCUCAACCCUCCUGAUUCCUUCACAACUUCCUACUCCAACUUCCCACCGUCAUCCCUGAUCCUACAACAAACCUACGUGGAUGUCUGGGACGUCCCUUUGGACCCACCCGAGAAGCCCGAAGACGGUCGACGAGCGGCGUAACGGGUGCAGCGCCGCUGGCUAACUCGCGGUGUGGCGUACUAGGCGCACGAACCGGUGGUGGAUGAUGUGGUAGUCGAGAAACUACCGCUUGAAAACUACGUUGUUGUGUGACUAACCGCGUUGUGGAGAACCGUUCUAGCACUACUUCAAAACCCAGCAGCACCAACCAACUCUGAGUGUACAUAUCGCCUUCUCCAACCUUCUUUCCACCAAAACCCUCGUUUCUUCCCGUUGCAGAUGCGAAUGCGCUGUACAGAAGCUUGCGAUACUUCUAAGUCACUUACAAUACAAUGACCGAAAACACACCUCAACACACUCACACAACACACAAACACGGGUAAUCCAACAAACGGCUCACCGAUCAGCCCACCGACGAGCUGACCCGAAUUCCCUAUUCCCCCAUUCACCUGCUCCCUUUCCCCCCACCCUCGACUUCCACACUACCUACUCAUCAUCCCCUCAUGUACCCUCCGUCCAGUCCGUCACACAUUUUCAAGAUCACUAGGCCAAUGCGACACGAGACGGCUGGUGGGGAUGUGGAGGGGGGGAAGUUUCCGCAUCCGCGCACACCACCGGUUGCAAGUACAACACUAAGUAGCACAUGGCCACCACCACCACUAGACCCCGGUCACACAGUCACCAGACCACGUUGUAGUACACCGCACUCCCAGAGCCAGCAGAUCCGAUCAUGGUCUGGUCGGAAGUUAGGAAGUUAGUAGUAUGGCCACCCAGCGAUGGCCGGAGGCGAAUCCCCAGGUCCCAACCCCGGGCACAUCCCGGCCUGCAUGGAAAGUGUUUGAAUUUGAUGCCAUAUCAAAUUGUUUGACAACAAAAAUCCACAAACUUCAAGCGCGAGAGGACAGUCAGUGACGUCAGUGACAAGUUGUGUGACGUUGUCUUUGACCGCGUUUUGUCUUUUGAUCUGCUCUGUCGGUCCUCUCGCCUACUUUCGAUUACUAUAUUUGUUACUUGACUAUGAUUAUGUCUGUGUGUGUGUGUGUCGCGAUCUAUCGGAGAAGGUCCAGGCUUGGGACUUCCAGGUCCCGGUUCCAGGAUCGGUGCACAAGAGGGUAGAUUAAGUAAGCAAGCUAGGAUCGAUAUUUAUUAGUAGGAGAAGGAUCUAGUGAUGAAAAUAUGUGCCUCCCCUGUACAGCCCUUCCCUUCCCUAUAUCCCCAAAACCCCCCCCAAAUGUCCCAAUUCCUAACACAUUCUUAAAACACACUAAGAAACACAACGCACGCGUACAAACGAUGUAGAGUGUGAAUCGCGCGGAAACACCCUGUAUAAAGCAUGACAACCUCAAGCACGUGGAACAUCCAAGCAACCACCACCUUCCUGUCCUGUACCAUAUUAUGCCAACAUCCCCCUUUUCUUGUACAAACGAUCCUGGGUGAAUAGAAGAGAGAACGAGCGGAUCAACUAAGCGAGGGAUCGCGCGUGGGGCGGGAGCAUAUGUGUAUGUACCCCCUCCCCCGGGGGAGGGGUUCCCCGGGAUCCGGUCUUCGUUACUCUUGUGUGUACGAUAGUUUGUAGCGAUUAAUUGGUAACUUAAUAAAUUAUUGUACAGAUGACA
Messenger RNA from Anopheles darlingi, 2303 nucleotides. RefSeq lists its product as uncharacterized. NCBI's taxonomy places the organism in Eukaryota, Metazoa, Arthropoda, Insecta, Diptera, Culicidae. The transcript is spliced from 4 exons. The record is from RefSeq and is a predicted model, not a curated record. Bases 242 to 553 code for a protein of 103 amino acids.